CCCAAAACAGUUCAGAGACAGCUGCUAUUCAGCUGCCAAGAAUUUGCACCUCAGCGGCCUAGAGAGCAUUAUCCCUCAGCUGGCCUCUCUGGUGAGGUAAGAGGCGGAGUUGGCCGGCUUUUUUCCUGCUGUAUCCGCUCAUCCAAGGUCUCCAUUGGGUAAGGCCCUUUGGGGCCAGGAUAUAAGAGAACGGAUCAGUUGUCCCUCACUCCAGUGCUGAAGCAAAAGUCCCAAGCCGCAACCUCUUAAAACGGACCAGUGAGCAGCAGUUCAGUAGUCAAAGCUACAGGUGACUGGAGGGAGGAAACAUUGAGUUUUAAAAGAAAUAUUUCCAAUCUUCCCUCCCUGCCUUAGAGUCGGGGAAAUGCGAUUUUUAGAGAAACUACGCGACUCCACGGGAGUGAGCACGGCCCUGGAGCCCGAGAAGGCAGCUGUGGAUUUCGUGUCCAAGAGCCCGGCAGUGUCUCCGUUCUGCAACGUGCUCACUCCGGGGCGCAUCCCGGCUUUCUGCAUCCCACCCCGGCUACCUUCCCACGCCGUUCCUGCUUUCCAGCCUCUUGACUCCUCUACCUCCACUCCCCGACGUUGCACUGUGGAACCUGACAUGUGGUCUCACAGUCAGAACUCAAGCAGCAGCACUGGGCAGGUGGCGCUGCGGCCAGCGCUUGUGGGAGCCAGGAAGGACCCAGACCUCACCGACUGGGACCCGCGCUCGCAGGCUGCCCUCUCGCUGCCGCACCUGCCGCGCCGGCCGACCUCGUAUGGCUUCUGCGCGCUGCUGGAGAGCCCGAAUACCCGCCGCAAGGAAUCCCUCUUCCUCGGGGGCUCUGCAGCCACUGCCGCCCUUGUCCUGCAGUCCCCGCGGCCUCGGGCUCACACCUACUGCGGUGGCGGCGGCACCAACGCUUCCUAUAACCCACGUGGGCAGAGGGGCAUGCCAGGCGGCCCCGACACUGCCUCUUCCUCCUCUGUCAGCUCAUCCCCCUGCGCUUCCCCGCGGUCCCGGGACGCUCCCGCCCCUUGCUCCCGGAGCCGUCCGCGCUAUCGCCGCCUCCUUCAGGCCCCGGACUCGCUCUUUGGCCGGGCGCUGCGAGUUAGUGGGAGCCGCGUUCUGGCCCGGGCCCGCUCAGUCUCCAGCGCUGAAGAUGAUGAUGAGGACUAUGAUGCCGUCCGGGACGCAGGUCGCGUCACCCUGCCAGCCACCUGCCAGCCCGACUCUGCUCGGGCACGGGCUCCAUCCCCAACCCCGUCCCCAUCCCCUCUGGGCCCACAGCAGGAACGCCUGGAGGUCGAGACCACCGUGGCCCUGGACCACGACGGCGGGGCCCUGCACUUGGCGACCAAGUACUGUCCGGUGUCCCGGCGGCUGCGCAUCCGCCUGCUCAGAGCCGAGGGUCUCUACAGCCGCACCACUGAGCCGGGGGCCAUCGGCUGCAGAGUCAGCUUCACCUUGGUACCUCCCGGCAAGACGCGCAAACAACGCAGCGCCGUGGUCCGGCGGAGCCGAAAUCCAGUCUUUAACGAGGACUUCUUUUUCGACGGAUUGUCGGAGGACGACCUGCGGCGCACAGCUGUGAGGGUCAAGGCCGAGAACAAGGGCCGGGGCCUGGAGCGGGACCGUUUGCUGGGCCAGGGAGAGUUGGAGCUGAGAUCCAUACUUCUCUGACAGUGGCCCAGCUUCACUCCUCCAUUCCUGGUGCUUUCUGUUAACCCCAGGAGGCCUGGGCCCUGGCAGCUAUUUUGUAAAAAGAAAUAAAGUUUUAUUUAUUUUUA
Messenger RNA from Phascolarctos cinereus (koala), 1773 nucleotides. RefSeq names its product C2 calcium-dependent domain-containing protein 4B-like. The record is from RefSeq and is a predicted model, not a curated record. NCBI's taxonomy places the organism in Eukaryota, Metazoa, Chordata, Mammalia, Diprotodontia, Phascolarctidae.